AUGUCGUUCCAACAGGAUGAAGGCUUUAUCAAUGCGGCAGAAAUGACCCAGGACAACCGCUUCCUUCUCCCGGGGUUUCACCGGCCACUGGACUUUUAUCCGAUGGAAAAGAACAUCUAUGGUGUCGAGUGUCGUAGCAUGUUUCCCACGGCGCUGGAUGAUAGGGAUAUCCAACGCGGAGAUGCCGAUCUCCCGGUGCAGACCCUCCGUGAGAUUGCCAUGGUAGAUGUCAUGGAGGACAUUACUGAUAUCCCGCAAUGGUGGACGAAGAUCCAUGAUCCCAGGGUGACGGAGGAGUGGAAAACGAUGGCGAUGAACAGCGGCCGAGAUGUCACGCUUAACAUGGCGAAUUGGAUCAUCGAAGAGCUCAAGUUCAAGGCCUUGAUCCAAGACGCCACGGGCGUAGUGGCUCUGUAUAAUGGAGACGUUACGAAGUCCGACGUCAACGUUCGUGAAGACCUUAAGGAGGAGCUGAAAACUGCCGUCAAGGUCCUGGAGUAUCCCGACCCGAAGCUCCACUUCUACAACCCCGAUAACUCAGAUAAACAGCACGAUUUCCUCUCCAUGGCCUUGUUCCCACUGGUCUACGGCAAAAGCCGCAUCCUGGGUGACCGACUCAUCGGUCUAGACGAUGCGCUCGACAACAUCGGCAAAGGCGAAACCAUCCCCAUGCCCAAGGAAACGGGGAUCACGCGCGAAGACAUUGCCUGGCGAGUACUCGCACGCGCAGACAUCGAAGUACGCCCCUACAGCCGCUUUUACCAGAUUCUGCCCACAGACUGGCAACUGGGCGACGACGACAAAUGGCACAUUCAAACAUACAUCAACAACCUGCACCCUGUCAAGCACCGCAACAUCUACAAGGUCAUCGAGCGGAUCUUCAACUGCCUAAUCCCGCAGUGGAACGCUACCCUUACGCCUCUGAAAGACCAGCUGCACUCGCGUGCACGCAUCGAGUACACCAAAGCCGAGUACUAUCCCAUUCCCAAGGAAGUGGCCGACGCGGCGCCGCAGAUCAAGCCACGCGAGGCGAACAGCGAGUUUGAAGAACGGCUUGAGAAGUGGCGUAUGGAACAUAUCCGUGCCAUCCAGCCCGAUGCGGGCACGUUUAUUCCCUGGGCUGUGCCGCCGUGGCUUAUGUCCAAGUUGCCCGAGGACUUGCCCAGUCCGGUCCGUAUUGAGGAGGGCGUCGAGCUAAACAAGGAUUACAAGCAACGAGGGCUCCAGGUUGUGACACGGCUGCUGGGCGUUGAUCUCAAGCCGGAAGAGCAGUACUAUGAGACGGAUUGGCAUGUUGAGCUACAGAUGAAUGAACACAUCUGCGCCGCAGCAUUCUACACCUACGACGCCGAAAACAUGGAAGUCCCAAACAUGGAAUUCCGCAACAUGGUCGAGACCUCAACGCUCAGCGAAGUAGAGCACGACCCGGGCGACUUCACCUGGCUGAAGCAAGUAUUCGGGCUGGAAAACGGCGAGCCAGCGAUCCAAAGCUCGGGCUCGAUCCGUUGCAAGGUCGGCCGCACGGUGAUGUACCCGAGCACGGUGCAGCACCGGCUCUCGCGCUUCGAGCUGAAAGACAAGACCAAGCCGGGGUAUUCGCGCGCGCUGGUGUUUCUCCUGGUGGAUCCGAAUAUCCGGAUUAUUUCCACCGCGAAUAUCCCGCCGCAACGCUAUGACUGGUGUCUCCCGGGGCCGACAGAUAACCCCGAGGAACUGUGCGAAGCUAUGCAAAAGCUGGCGCUGGAUAAUAUUGAUCAGAAGGGGGAUUUGCCCAUGUCUUUGGCGGAGGCGCUGGAGAUUCGGAAGGAUGUGCUGAAGGGGGGGACCGACUUUACUCGCUACCAGCAUGUUGUGUUUGAGUCGAAUUUGUUGAUGCUGUAA
Penicillium riverlandense is the source of this 1881-nucleotide messenger RNA. Its product is annotated as DUF4246 domain-containing protein. The transcript has 4 exons. The record is from RefSeq and is a predicted model, not a curated record. Lineage: Eukaryota; Fungi; Ascomycota; Eurotiomycetes; Eurotiales; Aspergillaceae. The coding region runs from base 1 to 1881 and encodes 626 amino acids.